AUGACCAAGGUGCUGGCCAUCAGAUCGAAUGGCCGCAACGACAAUUACAUCGGCGAAUGGCCCGCUGGCCUUCUGUCUGCAGGAAGGGUUCCUCAUCCAGUUGACGAAAGGAUCGCUUGCGGUUUUCCCGCGCCGAUUGAAAAAAAUCGCUGGCAAGUUGGUCUGAACAUUACGCAAUCCAAAGGUUGCGGCGGAGUCAUCUACAAGGAAAACAUAGUUCUGACAGUGGCACACUGUGUUCGAGGACGUAAUGCCAGUGACAUUUCUGUGUCUUUCGGAUCCUCGACAUGGGGAGGAGAUAACCAAAGAGUUGUGGAUAAAGUUAAAGUUCACGAAGAUUAUUCUCCGGAAACAAACUACGGAAGUAAUGCCAAUGAUAUUGCUCUGCUCCUUUUGCGUACGCCCAUUCCUUUGGGAGAAAAGGCUUAUCCCAUUGAGAUAGCGAAGGAAGCACCGAAACCAGGACAAUGGGCACAGAUCACUGGUUGGGGUAACACACAGGAAGGUGCCACCGAUCCUGGCACUGCAACCCUGCAGGGAGCCUACGUCCAGAUAGAAGACAACGCCCGUUGCCAGAUUGCCUACAGUGAAAGCCAACCGUCUUGUAACACUCACAAUGUAGAAAUUACUGAGGAUAUGAUUUGUGCCAAUGGAUUGGGCAAAGGACCUUGCGGCGGUGACUCCGGUGGACCUUUGGUCAGUAUUCCCGGCAACCAGCUAAUUGGCCUCUCGUCAUGGAAUUCCUUCUGUGGUCAUCCCUUGAUCCCCGAUGUCUACGCCAAUGUGGUUGUGCUCAGGAAUUGGAUCGAGGCCGCAGCCUAUUCUAUCAUUAACCCGCUUUUGAUCAGUGUUCCCGAAAACUCGCCUGUAGUCAGUGUUCCCGACACUCAGCUGCAAAAUUAA
Molecule: messenger RNA, 903 nt
Organism: Drosophila takahashii
Lineage: Eukaryota; Metazoa; Arthropoda; Insecta; Diptera; Drosophilidae
Source: RefSeq, a predicted model, not a curated record